AGAAGAAGGAGUGUGCGUAGCUCUUAGAAAUCACUAUGGUGACAGGGAGGUUGGCAGGCUUCUUGGUAACUGGUCCCAGCUCUGUGGGAAUAAUCGCCACUGCUUUCCUGCAACUUAAGUGAAUACAAUCAAGUGGCAUUUUAAAAUUCUGCUGAAAGUGGAGACAUGAGACUGAAGAUAUCUCUUUUAAAAGAACCAAAACAUCAAGAAUUAGUCAGCUGUGUGGGCUGGACUACUGCUGAAGAACUGUAUUCAUGUAGUGAUGACCACCAGAUAGUGAAGUGGAACUUGUUAACAAGUGAAACAAGUCAGAUAGUAAAGCUUCCUGAUGAUAUUUACCCAAUAGAUCUUCACUGGUUUCCAAAAAGUUUAGGCAUAAAGAAGCAAACUCAAGCAGAAAGCUUUGUCCUUACAAGUUCUGAUGGUAAAUUUCAUCUGAUUUCUAAGUUAGGAAGAGUGGAAAAAAGUGUAGAAGCUCACUGUGGAGCAGUUCUUGCAGGAAGAUGGAAUUAUGAAGGAACAGCAUUAGUUACAGCUGGAGAAGAUGGACAAAUAAAAAUCUGGUCAAAGACUGGGAUGCUAAGAUCAACUUUAGCUCAGCAAGGAACACCAGUAUAUUCAGUAGUGUGGGGCCCUGAUUCAGAAAAGGUUCUUUACACAGCAGGCAAGCAGCUGAUCAUUAAACCUCUUCAACCAAAUGCUAAAGUUUUACAGUGGAAAGCUCAUGAUGGCAUUAUUUUAAAAGUAGAUUGGAACUCUGUCAAUGAUCUAAUUUUAUCUGCUGGUGAGGAUUGUAAAUAUAAGGUAUGGGAUAGUUAUGGCCGUCCUCUGUACAAUUCACAACCUCAUGAGCAUCCCAUUACCUCAGUUGCCUGGGCUCCAGAUGGAGAAUUAUUUGCUGUUGGAUCGUUUCAUACUUUACGCUUGUGUGAUAAAACUGGGUGGUCAUAUGCUUUGGAAAAGCCCAACACCGGCAGUAUAUUUAACAUCGCGUGGUCAAUUGAUGGCACUCAGAUCGCUGGAGCCUGUGGAAAUGGGCAUGUUGUUUUUGCACAUGUGGUGGAGCAGCGUUGGGAGUGGAAAAAUUUUCAAGUAACAUUAACUAAACGAAGGACCAUGCAGGUUCGUAACGUUCUUAAUGAUGCAGUGGAUUUACUGGAAUUCCGUGAUAGAGUCAUUAAAGCAUCUUUGAACUAUGCACACUUAGUUGUAUCAACAUCUCUUCAAUGUUAUGUGUUCUCUACGAAGAACUGGAAUACACCUCUUAUAUUUGAUCUAAAAGAAGGAACUGUUAGUUUAAUUCUGCAGGCAGAAAGACAUUUUCUUCUUGUAGAUGGUGGUGGUAUCUAUUUAUAUUCUUAUGAAGGCCGGCUCAUUUCUUCUCCAAAAUUUCCUGGAAUGAGAACAGAUAUUCUGAAUGCACAGACUGUAUCUCUGAGUAAUGAUACCAUAGCAAUAAAAGACAAAGCUGAUGAAAAAAUAAUCUUCCUUUUUGAGGCAUCAACUGGAAAACCAUUAGGUGACGGGAAGCUUCUUUCUCAUAAGAAUGAAAUUUUGGAAAUUGCUCUGGAUCAAAAAGGACUUACCAAUGACAGAAAAAUUGCCUUCAUUGAUAAAAAUAGAGAUCUCUAUAUCACCUCAGUGAAACGAUUUGGGAAGGAAGAACAAAUUAUCAAACUUGGAACAAUGGUGCAUACUUUGGCAUGGAGUGAUACAUGCAAUAUCCUUUGUGGACUUCAGGAUACUCGAUUUACAGUGUGGUACUACCCCAAUACAGUUUAUGUCGACAGAGACAUUUUGCCUAAAACAUUAUAUGAAAGGGAUGCAAGUGAAUUUAGUAAAAAUCCCCAUAUUGUGAGUUUUGUUGGAAAUCAGGUAACUAUAAGAAGAGCUGAUGGCUCACUGAUUCACAUCAGCAUAUCACCAUAUCCUGGUAUUCUCCAUGAAUAUGUAAGCAGUUCAAAAUGGGAAGAUGGUGUAAGACUUUGUCGUUUUGUUAAGGAGCAAACCAUGUGGGCUUGCCUAGCUGCUAUGGCAGUUGCUAAUAGAGAUAUGACUACCGCAGAAAUAGCCUAUGCAGCAAUUGGUGAAAUUGAUAAGGUUCAGUACAUCAAUUCUAUAAAAGAUCUUCCAUCUAAAGAAUCAAAAAUGGCGCACAUACUAAUGUUUAGUGGGAACAUACAGGAGGCUGAAAUGGUACUUCUUCAGGCCGGCCUUGUUUAUCAAGCAAUCCAGAUCAAUAUUAAUCUCUAUAACUGGGAAAGGGCACUUGAAUUGGCUGUAAAAUAUAAAACACACGUUGAUACAGUUCUUGCUUACCGGCAAAAGUUUUUGGAGACAUUUGGUAAACAGGAAACUAAUAAACGGUAUUUGCAGUAUGCAGAAGGUCUCCAAAUAGAUUGGGAGAAAAUCAAAGCCAAAAUUGAGAUGGAAAUUACCAAAGAACGAGAGCAAUCAUCAAGCAGCCAGUCCAGCAAGCAUAUAGGUCUAAAGCACUAAAUUCCUUGCUUACCAUUAAGAAAUUUUACCUUUUGAAACAUUCUGAUUAACCAAGGAUAAUUGUAUUUUUAUUGCUAAAGAAAAAGGCAGAAUCUUUAAGUAUAAGUACUUGCUGUGUAUUUACCACUAAAAAUACAUUCAGAAAGACUAAGCACAAAAUAAUUGAUGCAGUUUCUUUCAUCUUUUAUAUAGUUUAGUCCAAUAAUUAGCAAAAUAUUCUCAUAUACUUAUGAUACACCUAUGUAGUAUUGCUUACAUUCCAGUUUUUGUCCAUUAUUUUAUCCCUGAGUCAUCAGCAUGAACAAAUAUUAAUGCUCAUAAUAAAACAUUGGACCCUUUAAAAUGUA
Molecule: messenger RNA, 2846 nt
Organism: Leopardus geoffroyi (Geoffroy's cat)
Lineage: Eukaryota; Metazoa; Chordata; Mammalia; Carnivora; Felidae
Gene: IFT80
Product: intraflagellar transport 80
Exons: 20
Coding region: 166-2499 (777 amino acids)
Biological process (GO): cilium assembly
Cellular component (GO): cilium; centrosome; intraciliary transport particle B
Molecular function (GO): protein binding
Source: RefSeq, a predicted model, not a curated record